AUGGAAGAGAAGGAGCAAAGCAAGGGCAUUUCCCUCCGCAAGAAGAAAUCCGUCCGCCCAAAAAUCAGCGCACCACAGCUGAUUAGCGCCCCGUUACCCACUGGCAUCUCCGCGCCAUCCAUACCAGAAGAGCGCUCACGACCCAGUGAAAGCAGCUCAAGACUUGACGUACCGCGCGAACGGACACCGAAGGGGGGCAAAACUUCCGAUCUGGUCCAGAGACGAUACUCGACCCGGUUCACGCAGCAAAUAGACUUCACAGCGGGCGCGCCUCCAAUCCCCUCCAUACCUUCUGUACCAGGCCAGUUCCAGACACCGCCCACGUCGCGCGAUGGCCGGCCAGCAGCAUCAGGCGGGCAGCGCAUCAAAGUCGACGCGCAAGCACUCAGAGACCCGAAUCUACAGCCUGAGCAGUAUGUCGCGUCGCUGCUUGCCGAUGCGGACGAGCAGGACAUCCGCAACUACCAGGAUGAGCUGCGCAAAUUGAAAAACAGGACAUCGACGGACCUCCAGGCGAACGUCUACCAGAACCGCACGCAGUUCAUCAAGAUUAGCAAGGAGGCGGAGAAGUUGCGGGGCGAGAUGCGCACGCUGAGGACGUGGAUGUCGGAGCUCACGGGCACGCUGGGGCAGACGACGUCUGCAGUGGCAGACACGCCGACCGAUACGGUAGAUGCGAGGAAGCGCGCGAACAGGAGCUCCGUCGCGAAUCUGGAAGCCAUGUGGAGCACACAUCUGCAGCAACUCUGGAGAAGGGUCGAGGGAAGUCAGAAGUACCUACCUGCAAUACCUGGACGACACGUUGUGUAUGAGUCCUCUCGCUGGGUGGAGCUGAAUGCCGCGACGUGGAAACCGAGGCAAAGGGUGCAUCUCAUUCUGCUCAACGAUCACCUGCUGGUUGCCUCGGUGAAGAAGCGUGCGGAUGUCUCUUCGCCCAACAUGAGAGACAAUGAGCAGAAGCAAGAUGUACAGCUGACCGCAGAACGCUGCUGGCCGCUGCAGGACGUAAAGUUGGCAGAUCUCUCCACCGCAAGAGGAGCAUCAGAGGGGCGCGAUCGUAACGGCGAAAGACAGCGUGCCGGUGAUGCUGUCAACAUCAGAGUUGGCUCGGAGUCUUUCACGUUUGCAGCGGUUGGCUCCGCAGCAAGUAGUGACAGGGCUGCUCUAGUGACGACGUUUCGGAAGACGGUGGAAGACUUGCGCAGAAGCCAGGAGGCCGAGACAGACGAGAGGCGACGUACCCAGGAGCUUGGAGGGCAGUUUGCAACAAGAAAACUGGGUGUGCUGAAUGGUCUCAACUCGCUCGAGGAUCAAUCGGACAGCACGUCGCAACGUCCAGCGAGCGUGUUUGUCGAGGUUGAUGGAAAGCAGCAAAGCCUCCAAUGGGUUGAGAGCCAGUUUGAUGAUCUGGACAUCGAUAUCGCGCUGCAUCAUUUCGAAGACGCCGUCGCCAGGACGGAAAAGCUCAAGCGUAUGGCGAAAGGUAACAGAGGCAACGCAGCUGUAUAUAACACAUUGACGUCCAAGGUCAACGAAAAGGCCACGAGAUUAGCUGGACUGAUAUCCAAGGAACUGGCGGACAGUCAUGCUUGGAAAACGUCCACCCAAAGGAACGUCAGCUGGUUGUCACGGCUUGGAUUCGAGGACCGCGCCAGGGAGGUUUACCUAGAUGCCCGAAGCAGUGCCAUCGAGCAGCGAUGCAGGCAAUGCAUUUUUGAAGGCAAUCUUCACGACUACAUCUACGAAAUCUCCUUUAUCUACUUCACCAUCAUCCAAAACACGGUAAAGGUCUAUGGAGCCUGCUUUCCUGCGCCUAUGAUGUCUGCUUGCGUCAAGUGGGCGAAGGAGCACGUGGACGACUUUAACGUGAUCUUGGAGCGGCAACUAAGUAGCUUACCUGAAGGGAGUCCGAAGAGAGCUGAGUGUCUCGAACGAGCCAGAGAGCAUGGGAGGAUGCUUGCGGAAGUGGGGUUGGAUUUCAAAGACCUCAUUGGCAGAGCAGUGGAGGAGCGAAGCGAUGGAGGCGUGAAUGACACAGUUGGGUUGGGGGUAGCUUGA
This is a messenger RNA of Coniosporium apollinis CBS 100218, 2058 nucleotides long. RefSeq lists its product as uncharacterized. Gene Ontology annotation, cellular component: exocyst. Gene Ontology annotation, biological process: exocytosis; Golgi to plasma membrane transport; intracellular protein localization. The coding region runs from base 1 to 2058 and encodes 685 amino acids. The transcript has 2 exons. NCBI's taxonomy places the organism in Eukaryota, Fungi, Ascomycota, Dothideomycetes. The record is from RefSeq and is a predicted model, not a curated record.